UAUGGAAUAUAAUAUACAUUCUAAUGAUGAUAGUAUAAAUGAAGUCAUUUUAUCUGUAUUGAAAGAUUUAGAUGAUACUUUUUUUGCCAAUUAUUCAGAUUCUGAAGGUGAAGAAUCUAACUCUGUAUUAGAUGAUAAAUCAAUAUCUGAUGAUGAUUUUUCUAACGUUCUUUCAAAUAAAUUAAAUGAAUUCAAUUUUGUAGAU
Molecule: messenger RNA, 205 nt
Organism: Dentiscutata heterogama
Lineage: Eukaryota; Fungi; Glomeromycota; Glomeromycetes; Diversisporales; Gigasporaceae
Source: the annotation of a GenBank genome assembly